AUGACUUCACAAGACGAGAAGAGUGUCUCGAUGGAGAGCCCGCAAGGCAAACCUGAAGAGAAGAGUGUCGUCAAAUCCGAGGGCGUCUUGUCUCCCUCAACAGUGGCAUCAACCUCGGAGACGUCUCGCUCUACCUCACCAUCAGACCGCUGGAAACUUCCAGACCAGACCGGCAGCGAGUUCAGUCGCAAGUUCCGGUACAAGUACGCCUCUUCAUACAGAAAGACCUUCGCAACAAUCUUCACAAUCAACCUCGCCGUCUUCGUCGCCCUCGUCGCCCAAGCCGACGGCAACCCCAGACCAAAGACUGUCGGCAACGCCGCCUCCGCAAACCUCAUGACCUCCCUCCUCUUCCGCCAGGAAGAAUGGGUCAACCUGGUCUACGAGAUCUUCACACUCGUCCCGCACUCCUGGCCCCUCUCCGUCCGCAAGCGCCUCGCAAAGGUCUUCCACUACGGCGGCUGCCACAGCGGCGCCGGCACCGCCGCCGUCGUCUGGUACAUCCUCUACACCGUCCUGGUGACCAAGGAGUACGUCGCGGACCCCCACAACGACAUCAGGGUCGACAUGAUCUGCAGCUGGGUCCUCGUCGGCAUGUUCCUCGUCAUCCUCACCUCCGCCCACCCCAACAUCCGCCGCCGCUUCCACGACUACUUCGAGGCCUUCCACCGCUUCGCCGGCUGGGUCGCCCUCGCCAACUUCUGGACGCACAACAUCUUCGCCGCCCGCGUCACCGCCCGCGAGGACUCCACCACCGUCGGCCGCGUCCUCCUCACAUCCCCCAACUUCUGGUUCAUCUGCGUCUCGACCUCGUGCUCCGUCGCCUCCUGGUCCCGCCUCCGCCGCGUCAAGGUCUACCCGGAGAAGCUGAGCGACCACGCGACGCGGCUGCACUUCAAGUACCGGACGAUGCAGCCCUUCUACGGGCUCAAGAUCAGCGACAGGCCGCUGACGGAGUGGCACGCCUUCGCGACGGUGCCGGACGUGGACGCCGAGUCGGGCGAGAUCAACGGCUUCAGCAUCGUCGUCAGCAACGCGGGCGACUGGACCAAGAAGCAGAUCUCCAAGCCCGCGGAGCGCAGGCUCUGGAUCCGCGGCGCGCCCCUGCACGGCCUGCUGUACACCUCGCGCGUCUUCCGGCAGAUCGUCGUCGUGGCCACGGGGUCGGGCAUCGGGCCGUGCCUGUCGCUGCUGUUCGCGGACGUGACGCCGCGGCGGGUCCUCUGGAGCACGAGGAACCCGCAGAAGACUUACGGCGACAAGGUCGUCGCGGCGGUGCGCAAGGCCGACCCGGAGGCCGUCAUCUGGAAUACGACGGAGCGCGGGCACCCGGACAUCGUCCUUGAGACAUACAAGCUUGUUCGGGCGUCCAAUGCCGAGGCGGUGUAUGUGAUUUCGAACCCCAAGGUGACCGAGAUGGUUGUGUUUGGGAUGAUGUCGCGAGGAAUCCCAGCUUAUGGUGCCAUCUUUGACUCUUGA
This is a messenger RNA of Colletotrichum karsti, 1479 nucleotides long. RefSeq lists its product as uncharacterized. The record is from RefSeq and is a predicted model, not a curated record. The transcript is spliced from 2 exons. NCBI's taxonomy places the organism in Eukaryota, Fungi, Ascomycota, Sordariomycetes, Glomerellales, Glomerellaceae. The coding region runs from base 1 to 1479 and encodes 492 amino acids.